Pelecanus crispus (Dalmatian pelican) is the source of this 1820-nucleotide messenger RNA. The record is from RefSeq and is a predicted model, not a curated record. Lineage: Eukaryota; Metazoa; Chordata; Aves; Pelecaniformes; Pelecanidae.
GUUGGAAGUUCCACAAAUACACUCAAAGCUCUCCAGAUUGCUCUUGCCGAUACUGACACUCAGGCUAUUUACCUCUUGACUGAUGGGAGACCUGACCAGCCCCCCCAAAUAAUUUUGACUCAAGUCCAGCUUCAUCCUAAAAUUCCCAUCCAUACUGUAUCCUUCAACUGUGAUGAUAUAGAAGCAAAUAAAUUUUUGUAUGAACUAUCUACUGAAACAGAAGGACGGUUUCAUUAUUACAACAUUUAUUUGACUGAUCCUGAUGCUGCAGAGUUUAUUGCUAGUGAAGACAUACAUCUUUUGAAAAGAGAGAUUGAACAAGGAGAAAGAGACCUAGAGAAAGUGAAGACCUUGCAUGCUGAAUGUCUGAUGAUGGAUUGUUAUAAUGGAGAAAAUGAUUCAGAGAAUAAUACUCACAAGCAGACACAUACUGUGUCUUCUGUAACCGAACAUGUUGUAGAGCUGAGUACUACUCUUAGCAGUAGUCCGUGCUGUGCUUCAGGAGGGCCAGCACUGACACCACAUCAGCAAACAUGGCAAACCACUGCUGACAGUCCAGCCCAAAGGAAGAAAGCAUUAUAUGCAGAGCAAACAAAGACGAGUCUGCUGCGAUUCCUGAGCCAUAGCGUGAAAUCUAGGGAAGAAAGCCCAGAGGAAGGAAUAUCUCCUGAAAAAAAGAGUUUUUCUGUCAAAAAGAGCAUGAAAUGUGCAACCAUUUUCAAAGGCAAGUUGACAGAACAGGAAGCUCUGGAUCUGAAAAUGCAGAAAGCUGUGAAAAGGACAUCUAAAAGUUCUCUAGAUAUGUCUUCGGCUCUUUGGUUAAAGACUCAUGGCUUGGUUGCUAGGCGACUCACCAUCAUGGAUGCCUUAGCUCCCACAGCUGUCCCUCAUGGUACCAAAUACGUCCCAGUUCUGGACAAGCAUGUAGUUUCUAAAGUAUUUGAUGAGAUGUUACCGUUGGCCCAUGUUAGCAACGACAAGAAGCAGAUCACACUAAUUAAUCCUCAGGCAGUGAAUCUUGAUGCCUAUAAAGAGAAGCUGGAACAAGCAAUUAAAUCCUAUGAAAGGCGCCUGAACCUACUUAUUUGGAGAGCACUACCUCAGGAGGAAAGAGACAAAUUUGAAGAGGAUGGGCCAGUUCAAUAUAUGCAGCAUAAAGAAGCUUUGCUGGAGGUGUUAGAGAAUUUGGGAUGGCCAAUUUCCUAUGAAGAUGUAGUAUUAUUAGAAGAUGAGAUACUGGCAGCAUUAACAUAUAUACAACAAGCCUCUGAUCUUCAGGAAGCUACCAAAAAGGAAACUGAGAAAAGCUCAGACUCACACAUAAGCAACAACACAAAGAGACUUGAAGAAGAAACUGUGAAGUCAAAGUCUAAAAAAAGACAAAAAGGCCAAGUAUUUUUGACUCACAAAAGCCAAAAGGUGAUUGCAAGAUCAGAUGUCACAGGAUUUUAUUAUCCAGGAACUGUGGUAAAGAAUAUCAGUUCUACCUGUGCACGUGUUGACUUCAACAAUGGGGAGACCUGGAUUGUACCUGUGAAGUUCACUAUACCUGUGGGAGGUGCUAUGCCAUGCCCAUAUCUGCAGGUUGGAGAUUAUGUGUUUGCCAGAACUGGGACACAGACAGGAAAUGAAUAUUAUGCACCUGCCAUUGUCAUAGCAACACCAAAGAGGGUGGAAAUGGGUGAUAAACUCUACACAGUUCUGAUAUUCAACAACAGGAAAGAACACUGUGUAAGAAGCGGGCUUAUUAAAAUCAGCCAAACGAAGUAUGCCUUUUCCUGUCAGUACAUAAGAAUGGUACAGAUGGUGGAUUAUAUGAC